AUGACCGCUGCUGGUCCCCUCUUACUGGCUGUGAUAUCGUCUGUCCUGUGGCUCACGCGGGGCUUCGACCCGGCUCCCAGUGCCUGCUCCGCCCUGGCCUCCGGCGUCCUCUACGGCUCCUUCUCCCUCAAGGACCUGUUCCCCACCAUCUCCUCCGGCUGCUCCUGGACCCUGGAGAACCCCGACCCCACCAAGUACUCGCUCUACCUCCGCUUCAACCGGGAGGAGCAGGUCUGCACCCACUUCUCGCCCAUGGUGCUGCCCCUCGACCACUACCUGGCCAACUACACCUGCGACCCCCGGGGCGAGGCCAGCCCUGUGCCCGUGCAGCCCCCGGAGCAGCAGCAGAAGGAGGAGGAGGAUGAGGAAGCCGAGCUGGAGCUGUGUGAGGGCGCGGGGCCCUUCACCUUCCUGCACUUCGACAAGAACUUCGUCCAGCUGUGCCUGGCAGCCGAGCCCGAGGCGGCCCCGCGGCUGCUGGAGCCACAAGCGCUGGAAUUCCGCUUCGUGGAGGUGCUGCUCAUCAACAACAACAACUCCAGCCAGUUCACCUGCAGCGUGCUGUGCCGCUGGCUCGAGGAGUGCCUGCAGGCUCCCGGUGCUCGCCGCUGUGGCUUCACUCACGCCGGCUGCAGCUGUCAGGCCGAGAGCCCUCCAGCUCCCCGGCGCAACGGCACCCGGCCCCCCGCCCCCGUGCCCACCCCGGUGCCCGCCGCCCCCGACUGCUGCCCCACCGAGCUGCAUUCUGCGAAUGCCAACGAGCUCGACCUGCCCGAGGUGCCACACGGCAAUGCGGUUGAGGAGAACCAGAAGGUGAAGACCCAGUGGCCACGGUCAGCGGAUGAACCCGGGGUCUACAUGGCCCAGACAGGGGACCCUGCGGCGGAGGAGUGGUCUCAGUGGAGCGUGUGCUCCCUGACGUGCGGCCAGGGCUCCCAGGUGCGGACGCGCUCCUGUGUCUCCUCUCCCUACGGGACGCUGUGCAGCGGGCUGCUCCGGGAGACCCGCACCUGCAACAACACGGCCACCUGCCCAGUUCCCGGUGCGUGGGAGGAGUGGUCCCCGUGGAGCCUGUGCUCAGUGACCUGCGGGCGAGGGGCCAGGACCAGGACACGGCACUGCGUGGCCGCGCGGCACCGAGGGAAGGCCUGCGAGGGCCCCGAGCUGCAGGCCAAGCCCUGCAAUAUCGCGAUCUGCCCGGUGGAAGGGCAGUGGCUGGAGUGGGGCGCCUGGAGCCGCUGCUCCGUCACCUGUGCCAAUGGCACCCAGCAGCGGACGCGCAAGUGCAGCGUCUCGGCCCACGGCUGGGCCGAGUGCCGGGGGGCCCACGCCGACGCCCGGGAGUGCUCCAACCCCACAUGUCCCACAGACAGCAAAUGGGGUCCCUGGAACCACUGGAGCCUCUGCUCCAAGACCUGCGACACCGGCUGGCAGCGGCGCUUCCGCAUGUGCGAGGGCACGGGCAUGCAGGGCUACCCCUGCGAGGGCACUGGCGAGGAGGUGAAGACCUGCAAUGAGAAGAAGUGCCCAGCCUACCACGAGAUGUGCAAGGAUGAGUACGUGAUGCUGAUGACCUGGAAGAAAACGGCUGCUGGGGAGAUCAUCUACAACAAAUGUCCCCCCAAUGCCACAGGGACUGCCAGCCGCCGGUGCCUGCUGAGCCCCCAUGGGGUCGCCUAUUGGGGUGUGCCCAGCUUUGCCCGCUGCGUCUCCCACGAGUACAGAUACUUGCAUCUCUCACUGCGGGAGCACCUGGCGAAGGGCCAGCGGGUGCUGGCAGGGGAGGGAAUGUCGCAGGUGGUGCGGAGCCUGCUGGAGCUCAUGGCCCGCAAGACCUACUACAGCGGCGACCUGCUCUUCUCCGUGGACAUCCUGCGCAACGUCACCGACACCUUCAAGAGGGCCACCUACAUCCCGUCCUCCGAGGACGUGCAGCGCUUCUUCCAGGUGGUGAGCUACAUGGUGGAUGUGGAGAACCGAGAUAAGUGGGAGGAUGCCCAGCAGGUCUCUCCCGGCUCCGUGCACCUGAUGAAAGUGGUGGAGGACUUCAUCCACCUGGUCGGGAACGCGCUGAAGGCUUUCCAGAGCUCCCUCAUCGUCACUGACAACCUGGUGACCAGCAUCCAGCGGGAGCCCGUGUCCGCCGUGUCCAGCGACAUCAACUUCCCCAUGAAGGGGCGGCGGGGGAUGAAGGACUGGGCCCGCAGCUCUGAGGACAAGCUCUUCAUCCCCAGGGAGGUGCUGAGCCUCACCUCAGCCGGUGAGCAGGAGUGCCCAGCUGUGCGCACAUCUGGUGGUGCGCAGACCUGGAGGCGUGCCUGUGUCUGCUUGAGUGUUCCUGCACAUCUGGGAUGGCGCACGGGGCCUGCAGAUGUGACCGAGGAGUCGUCGCACUUCGUCAUCGGGGCAGUGCUGUACCGCACGCUGGGGCUUAUCCUGCCCCCGCCCAGGAGCCCCCUGGCCGUCACCUCCAAGGUGCUGACGGUGACGGUGCGCCCGCCGACCCGGCCCGCAGAGCCACUCGUGCUGGUGGAGCUCUCCCACAUCAUCAACGGCACGUCCCACCCGCAGUGUGUCACCUGGGACUACUCGAGGACGGAUGCUGGCUUGGGAAACUGGGACACGGAGAGCUGCCAAACCCUGGAGACCCUCCCGGCACACACCAAAUGCCAGUGCCGUCAGCUCGCCACCUUCGCCGUCCUCGCCCAGCUGCCCAGAGACCUGGCCAUGGACCCCUCGGGGACACCGUCGGUGCCACUGAUGAUCGGCUGUGCCGUGUCCUGCAUGGCCCUGCUCACCCUGCUGGUGAUCUACGCGGCCUUCUGGAGGUUCAUCAAGUCGGAGCGCUCCAUCAUCCUGCUCAAUUUCUGCGUCUCCAUCCUGGCUUCCAACAUCCUCAUCCUCGUGGGCCAGUCCCAGAUGCUCAGCAAGGGCGUGUGCACCAUGACUGCCGCCUUCCUCCACUUCUUCUUCCUCUCAUCCUUCUGCUGGGUGCUGACCGAGGCCUGGCAAUCCUACCUGGCGGUGAUCGGCCGGAUCCGGACACGCCUGGUCAGGAAGCGCUUCCUGUGCUUGGGAUGGGGCUUGCCAGCCCUCGUGGUUGCCGUCUCCGUUGGCUUCACGCGGACCAAAGGCUACGGGACAGCGAGCUACUGCUGGCUCUCGCUGGAGGGCGGUUUGCUCUACGCCUUCGUGGGACCCGCUGCUGUCAUCGUGCUGGUGAACAUGCUGGUGGGCAUCAUCGUCUUCAACAAGCUCAUGUCCCGCGACGGCAUUUCAGAUAAGUCCAAAAAGCAGCGAGCUGGCUCCAAGCCCCCCCCGUGCGGCAGCCUGCUGCUGAAAUGCACCAAGUGCGGCGUGGUGUCCAGCGCGGCCAUGACCUCCGCCACCGCCAGCAGUGCCAUGGCAUCGCUGUGGAGCUCCUGCGUGGUCCUGCCUCUGCUGGCGCUGACCUGGAUGUCGGCCGUGCUCGCCAUGACCGACCGGCGCUCCAUCCUCUUCCAGGUCCUCUUCGCCGUCUUCAACUCCGUCCAGGGCUUCGUCAUCAUCACCGUGCACGGCUUCCUGCGCCGAGAGGUCCAGGACGUGGUGAAGUGUCAGAUGGGGGGGUGCAGGAGCGAGGAGAAUGAAAACUCGCCCGACUCCUGCAAGAACGGGCAGGUGCAGAUCCUGACAGAUUUUGAAAAGGACGUUGACCUGGCAUGUCAGACAGUGCUGUUCAAAGAGGUGAACACCUGCAACCCCGCCACCAUCACGGGCACCUUGUCCCGCAUCUCCCUGGAUGGGGACGAAGACCCCAAGCUCAACACUACCUCGGAAGGUGGCCUGGGCUUCUCCAGCCUGCCGGGGAACAUCCCCCCGGCCAGCAUCCUGGUGCAGGUGCCCAAGAUGACACCCAACGUGGUGGCGGGUCUGACGGAGCUGGGCGAGCCGCAGGCGCAGCAGCUCAGCCUGGAGGCGCCGGGUCCCGUUUAUCUGUGCACGGAGAGCAGCCUGCGGCCCCUGGAAUACGGCUGGAUCCGGGCCCCCGAGCCCCCCCGCGAGAGCGAUUACAUGAUGCUGCCCCGCCGCACCGGCAGCCUCAAGCCCUUCCCCCGGGACGAGGGGACGCUCGGUGGCGGCGCAGAGGAGACGGUGCCCGGUGGGACUGGGCGCCCGGCAGCCGAAGGGGACGCUUACCCCGGUUUUGUGGCAGUGGAUCACGUCAACGUGAAUCUGAACCAGCCCUACGCGACGGUGAAGGCUCCCUACGGCCUCCAGUUCAAGCAGCAUCCCACGGUGAGGCAGAUCCUGGCCUCGGAGCUGUCGGAGCGCAGCCGCACCAUGCCCCGAACCGUGCCCGGCUCUGCCAUGAAAGUGGGGUCCCUGGAGAGGAAGAGGUUGCGGUACUCUGACCUGGACUUCGAGAAGGUGAUGCACACACGGAAACGUCACUCUGAGCUCUACCACGAGCUCAACCAGAAAUUCCACACGCUGGACCGGUACCGGGCUUCGUCCACCGGCUCCUCCAAGCGAGAAAAGCGGUGGAGCGUCUCGUCGGGCGGCGGGGACAAGAGCACAGGCAAUGUAAGUCGUGAACCCCCGCCGGGGGUUGUCCCAUCCCAUCCUGGAGAGGGCUGGAGGCUGCCGUGCCCCGGGGCUGCGGGACAGAGCCGGGCACAGCUGCCCCUCACCCCGCAGGAUGUGACGAGCCCCGAGGAGCAGCGGCCGAAGGCUCCGGCCGCGCCGCCCAAGCCGUGGAGCACAUUCAAGGCGAUGACGCUGGGCUCGCUGCCCAGUGCCCAGCGGGACCGGCUGGAGCUGUGCCGGGCAGACUGGGACAGCCCCUGCGCCGGCCUGGACGCGGCCGACGGCGACUUCCAGACAGAGGUGUGA
Messenger RNA from Pseudopodoces humilis (Tibetan ground-tit), 4875 nucleotides. Lineage: Eukaryota; Metazoa; Chordata; Aves; Passeriformes; Paridae. The record is from RefSeq and is a predicted model, not a curated record.